CGCCGCGCCCACAGCCGCGAUCCUUUGCCGCAGCGUCCCCGCCGCCGCCUCUUGCCUCCUCCUCCUCCCGCUCCUCCCGCUCCUGCUCCGCGGCCGCCGCCUCCUCCGCCUCCGCCCCCGCGGCGCCGGGAGCCCGCGCCCAGCCCGGGCGGCGCUGCCAUGCUGCCCCCGCGGCGCUGAAGGAUGGCGACGCCCGUGCCCCCGCCCUCCCCGCGGCACCUGCGGCUGCUGCGGCUGCUGCUCUCCGGCCUCGUCCUCGGCGCCGCCCUGCGCGGGGCCGCAGCCGGUCCCCCGGAUGGGGCCACCUGUCCCGGGAGCCUGGACUGUGCCCUGAAGAGGCGGGCUCGGUGCCCCCCAGGGGCUCACGCCUGUGGGCCCUGCCUCCAGCCCUUCCGGGAGGACCACCUCGGGCUCUGCGUGCCCCGGGUGCACCGGCCUCUGGCGGGGGGUCCCCCCCAGCCCAGACUGGAAGAUGACAUUGACUUCCUGGCCCAGGAGUUGGCCCGGCAGGAGGCAGGGCGCUGGAAGCUCACGGCCCUGUCCCAGCCGGAGGCGCCCCUUCGGUUGCUGGAGCCUGCAGCCACCCUGGGGCUCUCAGCGAGAGGCCAGGGCCCUGGCCUGGGCCUCCCCUCCACCCGGGGAGCCCCCGCGCCCACACCCCGCACCUCCCUGGGGUCUCCCGUGUCGUCUGGGCCUGUGCACAUGUCGCCCCUGGAGCCCCGGGCUGGGCGCCUGGACGGCCUUGCCCUCGUGCUCAUCUUGGCCUGCUCUGUGGCCGGCGUGGCCGCCCUGGCUGUGGCUGCUUUCUGCUGGUGCAGGCUCCAGCGAGACAUCCGCCUGACCCAGAAGACCGACUAUGCAGCCCCCCCGGCGGCCAGCUCCCCCACCACGCCCAGGAUCUCGCCUGGGGACCAGCGGCUGGCGCACAGUGCCGAGGUGUACCACUACCAGCACCAGAGGCAGCAGAUGCGGUGCCUGGACCGGCAUAAAGAGCCACCCAAGGAGCUGGACUCGGCCUCCUCGGACGAGGAGAACGAAGACGGGGACUUCACGGUGUAUGAGUGCCCCGGCCUGGCCCCGACGGGGGAGAUGGAAGUGCGCAACCCGCUGUUCGACCACUCCUCGCUGACCGCGCCCCUGCCGCCGCCGCCACUGCAGUGACCGGCAGACCGUGCCCACCCCCUGAGGACCCCACGGCGCACGGGUGGGAGCCAGGGACCUGCAUUUCCCAAUAAAGAAACUGCGUUCUGACCCUUG
Molecule: messenger RNA, 1257 nt
Organism: Myotis myotis
Lineage: Eukaryota; Metazoa; Chordata; Mammalia; Chiroptera; Vespertilionidae
Gene: NPDC1
Product: neural proliferation, differentiation and control 1
Exons: 9
Coding region: 184-1161 (325 amino acids)
Cellular component (GO): membrane
Source: RefSeq, a predicted model, not a curated record